UAACUCAUAACCUUGUCUUUUUCGUUAGACCACUACACUGAAUGCGAUGACGGCUCCUGUCCUGACGUAAAUGCCAAAUGUGUCGAGGAUAACGACGGCUACACCUGCGAGUGCAAGUCGGGGUACUACAGUACAGCGUCUGCCGGACACAACAUGUGCAGAAAAUUGAAUGCCUACGAAGCUGAGCUGACAGUGACCCACGUCAAUGGAGAGGAAAUCGUCUUCAUUUAUGGUCUGGCCGAUACUGACUCUUCAGAGUUCGACAGGACUGCCACUGUCGUCGAAGCGGUGAUAGAUGAGAGUCUCUCGGUGGGCCCACUGCAAAGGAUGUACAAGGGGUGUGAAGUGAAUCGCUUCAGACACGGAAGCGUCAUCGUCAUCUUCGAUAUCUACCUGACGAGAGAAUCCAUUCCCGAGGACAGAAUAACCACGGCGUUUACUCAGGCUCUCCGGGGCAACAUGCUCGGCACGAACCAGACACUGACUGUCAUUCCGUCAUCCUUCCAAGUCCAGGAAAAAGUUGAAUCUGCAGAGGACCCGUGGUACAACCACCCGUUCUACAUUGCCCUUCUCUGUGCUGGAGGCGUCGCGGCAGUAGCAGUCUGUGCGAUCAGCGUGUAUUGCUGCAAAUUCAGAAAGACGGGGCGCAACAAACCUGUCUCCGUCUACAACACAGCAGAAAGUACCCCCGACCUUCGCGGAAACUCGCCAGGUCCAAUCGAACUGAAUUUUGUCGUUACAAAUACCAGUGACAGGCCAAUGGACAGGUCAUUUGCACCUCUUGUCAAGAUGGAGUAAGAUUGUAGGAAGCUGGUGCCGGCUGCUACUAUAAUACUUCAGUACCUAGUGCAUUUGGCAUUGCUGAUCUUGUUAUAAAGAAACUACACGUAUAACUACAAAUCUUUGAAUUCGGACAAUGGCAAAUCUAUUCAGAAUUCAUUCUGACUCUUACUAAGUAGCAGCAGAUGGAACAAAAAUCUUCUAGAAAGUUCUGAAAGUUCUAAAACCUGUAUA
Messenger RNA from Branchiostoma belcheri (Belcher's lancelet), 1014 nucleotides. RefSeq lists its product as uncharacterized. The transcript has 4 exons. The record is from RefSeq and is a predicted model, not a curated record. The coding region runs from base 154 to 798 and encodes 214 amino acids. NCBI's taxonomy places the organism in Eukaryota, Metazoa, Chordata, Leptocardii, Amphioxiformes, Branchiostomatidae.